AUGCAGUCCGACUACCCCAUGCCUCCAGUUUACCAGUCACACCCUCACCAUUUCGUCUACGAUAACGGGUCUGGUCCUCACGGCCCCGGAUCGGCAGUCGACCCUUCCCCUCCCCACCACUACACCCCUCAGCUCAUGCCUAUCGAACAACGCCGGCCGCAGCUUAAUGUCAACAUGCCCAUGGAACCCGUAGCUCCCACCAUCACCUUUGGGUACCCCCAACCACCCCAGCAGUCCGACCAGGUGCAUCAUUCCUACUACAGCAGCGGCAGUUUUGAUGGCGGUGCCGGUCCUUCGAGCGUCAGCCAGGAGAGUGGCACCUUUGGGUCCUUCCAGACCACCCCUAUUGAAGGUCCCCAUGCAUACCUUCACCCGCAACCCCAAGAAUGGCCCGCGCCAGGUCAACAAGCAUCAUCAUCCAACAAGCGCCCCAACAAGCGCGUGAGCGGCAGUGCGGCGAGUCCGGGCAAGGCCACUCGUGCACAGUACACGGCGUGCGGCGCCUGUCGCCACCGCCGAGUCAAGUGCGACCUUCGAGCCAGACAAGAAGACGCUGAGCGCGAAGCCCGACUCGAGGAGGCAAAGGGCGGUGGGCCAGUGAGACGCCGUCAACCUAGUUGCUCGAAUUGUGUGGAAAGGGGAACCAACUGCGUGGAUGAAUAUGCUCCGAUGAAGGCGGCCAAGCAGCUGCGUCGCGGUAAACGCAUAUCAGAAAUCGAGCAGCUGUAUGGCAAGUCGGCCACGGAUGCUGCCCUCGCAUCCCAGGCAGAGGACUCGGACACUGCCACCAGCCCAACCACACGCACUGCCGAGCGCCUACCAGAACUGACAAGAGAGUUCUUUGACUCGCCAUUUUUUCGCCGCUUCCACGUCCAGCGCCCCAUCGUCGAUCCCCUCGAGUUUGUCACUCGUUAUCUCUCCAAGCCCAUUCCAUGUGCAACUGCCAUGGGUCACGCGGGGUCGGUACUUUGCCACUGCCUUUACGCUUGGGCGGUGUCAUACGGCCUAGAUGAGAGAGGAAUGUACGACGGUCCCGACCUCAGUCGUGGACCGAUCGGGCCGGUCAACCUCAUGAGCCCAGGCGAGAACGAGACACGCCGUGAGCGCGACCGCCAGCGCCAAACAGAAAAGUUGCACUCUGUGAUACGCACCAUUCUGCGCGAGAUCGACGAGUUUGCGAUCAUGCGUCGGCCGUCGUGGGAUGGUGUGCGCGCGUUGCUGUUGAUCCUGCCACUCACUGAGGGCGUCUGCUCCGCACUUGAGCGCAAGAUCAUGUACCAGGCCGCCCUUUCCCAGGUUUUCACUCUAUGCUCGACCCAGGGAAUUGGCUAUGACGGUCGCCCAGCAGAGCUUCCACCUUCCCCUAUGAAGGACGACGAGGAGCGACGCGAGGUUAUUCGCAUGCGCAUCUAUUGGUACGCCUUUGUGCACGAGUCCAUCCAGAUGGGCCUCGCUGGCGGCAAUCUCACUCUUGUCGAGGACGAGGACACUGCAGCCAUCACCGAGGCCGUGAAAAAGCAACCCAUUGUCGCAGCACCAGGACAUGUCCACACAACUGUCAAGAUUGCUCUCGCACCGAUUCACCUGGCACUCGCUUGUCGCAUGAUUCACAGAGUUCUCACGGGCAAGGAGGCUCGGAAGCGUGAGCCUAAUUUCGAACAAAUGCAAGAGCUCUGGACGACUCUCGACCAGUCAUGGGAAGAGUUUGAGGCCUGCAAGCACGAGGAUUCGGCCGAGCCAUUCCGCCAACACUCGGAGGCCGUGCACUUUGCAGAUGGCUGGAAAAUCUAUCUCUUCGAGGCCCACAAUGUCAUUCGUCGCGUUCUCGAAGGCCGUCUCGCUCACAAAGAGGCCGCCCUUGGUGCCCAGGACUCGCGCUCGCGCUCCGUUUCGCCGGUGACUGCCACCAACGCUCAACACAGCGAUCUGACGCGUCUGCGCCAUCUGGUGGAGAUUGCCCGCAACCAGUGCGAUGUCAAGGCACGCCAAAUUGUGGACAUUGUGCAGACACAUCUGGGAUCAGAGUUCUUCGAGUGGGACGCCAACCUUGUUCGAGACGGCACCUACUAUGCCGCCCAGAUUCUCGCACGCGAAGGUGGCACAGACGAGGAAGUAGCGAUUUGCCUGCAGGCCCUCAACGAGCCCCGAUGGGCGUUUUCCAAAAGUGUUGAGCGCAGCCACGACCUUCGCAAAGCGUGGUUUGAAUCUCGUCACGGUGCCAUGUCCUCUCCUCAAGAGAACAUGAUGGAUGCCUCUGCCUCGGGUGGGCCGAUUUCGCAGUCGGAGUCGCCGUCGUUUACCUCGUCGACCUUCGACACAGGUGCCACUGAGCAACAGCAACACAUGCCCGGUUCUGCGUCAUGGCCAUCGACAGCCAACGUUCCCUCAUCUGCUCGGUUCAGCCCCUCGCAACAACCGGAACGCGGUUUGCGCUCGCCUGUGCACGCACCUCAAGGCUCGCCAUAUGCCAUGUACCACCAGGGCAGCCCGACCAUGCAACAGGCUCAGCAGCAGCAGCAGCACCUUCAUCACCCCCCUCUUCCGCAUGUGCACUCCCAGCAACACCAGCCACCACCACCCCAAGGGCAACUCCCCCAAGGCAUGGUGUUCAACCCCGCUGGUCAAGUCGUGAUCCAACCGGACGGCUCGCAAAUGUUUGUACCUUACGCCUCUAUGCCGUAA
This is a messenger RNA of Apiotrichum porosum, 2682 nucleotides long. RefSeq lists its product as uncharacterized. The transcript is spliced from 7 exons. The record is from RefSeq and is a predicted model, not a curated record. Gene Ontology annotation, biological process: regulation of DNA-templated transcription. NCBI's taxonomy places the organism in Eukaryota, Fungi, Basidiomycota, Tremellomycetes, Trichosporonales, Trichosporonaceae. Gene Ontology annotation, molecular function: DNA-binding transcription factor activity, RNA polymerase II-specific; zinc ion binding. The coding region runs from base 1 to 2682 and encodes 893 amino acids.